AUGUCCUCACGCGAGGCGGCGGGCAAUGAUCCGGACGAACUGACUUCCCCGCCCGAGUUUGUGGAGUUGAUGGCUCUAGAACGACUCGAUGAUAUAAAAGUGUCACACGCCGGCGCGGUCGAGGCAGAAAGAGUCGAACGUUUCCGUUCAUUGGCUGCUCCAUAUCUUCCCGGCGACGGUACUCUCUCAUUUGGGGGCCAUGUAUAUGCCCAGUCUGCGUACGCUGCAUCGAAAACCGUCGGGAAAGGAUUUGUGGUUCAUAACAUGACGGGUACAUUUAUUUUGGGCGGCCGGCAGGGCGUUCCUUAUGUAUACACCGUACGGCAUGUUCGAGAUGGCUUCAUGUAUUGCACACGGGCAGUUGAUGCUCGGCAAGAUGGCAAAAUCUGCUUCUCGUGCCUUUGUUCAUUCAAGCGCGAUGAGAAUAGGCGGGAUUUCCACCAUCAACCUGCACCGGUGCAGGAGCGGUUUCGAGAAGUGUUAUCGGCCAAACGACCCGAAGACCAGCCCGUCAGUCCCAGUGUUGAUGCUGAAUGGUGGAUUCGAAGCGUUCAACAAGGACAUAUAGAAGAGCGAAAAUUUCCCGGUCUCGACGUGCGGAAAACCAACAUGAUGGACUACAACAAAACCAAGGACACUCAGAGAGACACCCAGAAAGGUGAUCCUACGAAAUACCGUCAAUUGACACAGUACCGUCUCAAGGGAUCUCCAGACGAAGAUCCUACUGCAACGCUCUCUCAGAUUAAAGAGAGAGACCAGGAUGGUGAAUACGACAAUCUCUAUGCCUGUGCACACAUGUACUCCAGCGACAAAAACUCUCUUCUUUUGAUUCCGCGUGCUCUUGGAAUCAAGCAUUGGACCGAAAUGUGCAGUCUUACAUUGACCGUGAUUGUCCACCAGCAUGGCGAGGCAUUACGGAUGAUUGACUGGGAUGCCUCCGCCCGCAAUGACUCUGGAUUACGGAUGAAGUGGUUUAUACAGGAGGGCUGGACGCCUCGAUCGGCAGAGAAUAGAGCUGUGCAUGAAAGCCACUUGUGGAGUCCUGAUGGCACUUUGGUCGCCACAUCAUUGCAGGACGGUCUGCUCAGGUUGCGGAAAUUUGACCGUGCGGGCAAUCUAUAA
Messenger RNA from Penicillium cinerascens, 1122 nucleotides. RefSeq names its product acyl-CoA thioesterase. Gene Ontology annotation, molecular function: fatty acyl-CoA hydrolase activity. Lineage: Eukaryota; Fungi; Ascomycota; Eurotiomycetes; Eurotiales; Aspergillaceae. The transcript is spliced from 2 exons. Gene Ontology annotation, biological process: acyl-CoA metabolic process; fatty acid catabolic process. Gene Ontology annotation, cellular component: peroxisomal matrix. The coding region runs from base 1 to 1122 and encodes 373 amino acids. The record is from RefSeq and is a predicted model, not a curated record.